UCAAAUGCCUUCCAAUAUAGAUCCUGGGGAGAUGGUGGUGGGCGGUCGAGAGGCGAGAUUCAAAGUCAACGUAUCAUUGGAUCGGGUCAAGAUAGCAUGGUUAAAGAACAUACGGUUACCAUUAUCUUUCGGGAAGGUGCAAGAUUUUUACCUAGGAAGGUAAAGGAUGAUUUAGUUAGGGCAUACAAAGAUGCAAGAGUGCAGGACCGCAGUUUCGAGGCCGCAAGCUUCAGCAGUGGGAGGGUGAAGGUGGAGAGUCCCAACGUAGUUUCCUACGUUGCGAAGUCAAGAGUGAUUGCGUCAUGGUUGGUCCUUAAGGCCCGGGACGAGAUUACAAUCGGAGCGAAUGUCUAUAAAUUGGACUUCAAACCAUGGCUGUCUAAAGUCCAGUUGAGAGAGCAAAGGAGAGAAGAGGACGAACUUUCCUUCUGGGUGAUUGCGGUUCAAGUGCCGUUGGAUUCAUUUUUCUAUCUGGAGGCUCAAAUUUCGAAGGCGAUAGGGCAGGUUACUCGCACACAUCCUACAGAGCCUGACCGCCUCAAGCCGUCACUGGUGAAUAUCAAGUUUGACCUUGAUCCAGCUGCUCGCCCUAAUAUGAAGGACAAGAUCUGGGUCGAGACAGCAGAAGGUGACAGUCUUGAAGUAAAGUUGGCGUCCUUAGACACUCCGAAGUGCAGACGCUGUCGAGCUGUCUUCCAUACGGAGUCGGAGUGUCGGCGUAAUCCAAGACAACAACAGGCAGGUAGCCUCCAGCCACAAGGCGGCGGUCAGCAACCCUUCACGGGUCAAGGGUACAGCGGCCCCAUGGGACCUCUAGGGUUGUCUCCCUCGAUGGCAGCCUUGCAUUCUACCUCAGCACCGGCCCCACCAGGCAACCAAUCCUUUGCAUCGGCCCAGUUCAACCCAGUCUUUUCUCCUGCGAAUCAAGGGUUUCAUGGAGGUCCGCAGCCUCAGCCUGGUCCUUUCCAAGGUUAUCAGACUUGGACAGGGAACGCUUUUCUGCCAUGGAUGCUACAUCAAGGACAUCAACAAACAGGAACUCCGUUGAGCUUCGGCGUACCAUCUUUUCAACAGGGACCACUUGGAGUUUUUCCGAGUGUAGGAGGUUUCCUGGGUGCUGGUGAUCCUCAGCCUUCGUUGGGAGGUGCAGGCGGUGUCGCCUCAUCAGCAGUUGGAGGAGGCUUGGGUGCAGGCGUACCGUCAGGCUCACCGUUAAGAACCGGCAACUGUGCAGGGGGGGCGCUCCCCCGGGAUGGAUCGAUGGCUCAAGGGGGACCAAAUGCGUCAUCCUCGGCAGCACCGAGACCGAGAUCUAUCACUCCUGGGAAGCAACGACGCUUAGACCUGGAAGGUAGCUUCAUUUCAGGGGACUUGAGAAGUGAAGGGUCAGCUUCAUCCAAUCCAAGAUCAGAAGAUUCACAAGGCCGCAUCAAAGAAGUAGGGACGUCGGGCAGCUCUGCAGCUAAACGGAAAGCCCCGACCUCCCUAGGUCGUGGUCAACUUCAACAGGUGGAGAAUCGUAUUCUCCCACUCUUUUGCACAGCCACCAGGAAUGCCCUUUGGGUAGUUGCCUGGGCAGCAACGGAUGGAGUAUCCCAAUUGGUAAGUAUCCCUGGUCCCGAACAACCGAUGCCCUCUGCAAUUGCGGUGUUGGUAAGAACUGUAAGACUUUUGGGGUUCACCUCUAUUUAUGCUCCUGUCGACGGUAGAGCCCGGUCGCAAUUUUUUCAAGAAUUGUUGUUGAUUGUGCCUGAGGCAGACAAGUUUGUGUUCGCAGGAGACUGGAACACAACUUUGGAUGCCACUGCCCCUCGUUCAACCAAUGAUAAGCUCAGCCUUUUAUCUGUAAUGGAAGCCUUCGACCUCAUCGACCCAUAUCGGUUAUCUCACCCGGAGCUACCAGGGUACACCUGGUUUUCUCACUAUAGAGAAAAUACAGGCGUUACUAAGAGGAGACUAGAUUUCUUUCUCACCUCUUCCAAUGUGUGGGAAUCAAUUAGUAGGGUAGGGUUAUCCUCUGGAUCCUUUUCAGAUCAUAAACCUAUCAUUAUUUCACUCCACACUGCGGUAGCCUCAAGGGGUAAAGGCCUCUUUAGAUUCAACACGGUAAAUUUGAAGGAACCAGGGCUGGUGGAAUGGAUGAAUCAGUUCUGGCUGGACUGGAAAACAAAUCUGCGUAAUUUCCCGUCUAUGGCUGAAUGGUGGAACUCCGACUCUCAGUUAUUUUCCAAUAUAUUAAAUAUCUUCUCUCGUUUGAUGGCGUACCAAAGAAGGCAUAAAGUGGAGGCUCUUAAGAAACGCAUACAGUAUGCUGAGUCUCGCAUGCUAGAACAUCCGAUCUCGGAGAAGGUAUGGAGCAAAGAAAGACUGAGACUCCGUGCGGAAUGGGAGGAGGUUGAAGUGAAAGAGUCAGAAGUUUGGAUUGAGAGGCUUCGGGUCAGAGGUAUUGUCGUGAACGAUAGAAUGACGAAGGAAGCCUUCCACAAACUCCUCCCUCGCCAAUCAAGGAUCUCCAUGAAGGAGCUCAAUCAUCCUUUUGACCAAUUGGCCCCUGUGGCUAAAGACCUCAUACACUUGUGCGACUACGCCGCCCUGUACUACAGGGAUAUCCUGACGUCCCGCCUUCAGGGGGCGGAUGUGAGAUCUGAUCUUUAUAAGACCACAAGCCACUGGGAUAACACCACCGUGAGAUUAUCGCAGAGUGGUAAAUUAGAUCUUGAUCGGCCUGUAACAGUCCUUGAAGCCCAUGAAGCACUGAAAGCGAUGGCUAGUGGGAAAGCACCGGGCGAUGAUGGUUUGCCUUCCGAACUGUUUUUAGUAAUAUGGGAUGUGGUUGGGGACAGUCUUGUUGAAAUUUAUAAUGAGGUUCUGCUUGGAGGAAAAUUAGCAGCCAACAUGUCGAGAGGUAUCAUCUCUGUAUUGUUUAAAAAGGGUGAUAAAUCUGAGAUCAGAAACUGGAGACCAAUCUCCGUUCUGAAUGUCUCUUAUAAAAUUCUUGCCAAAGUCCUAGCAAGGCGCUUGGGCCGUUAUUUACCGGAUUUGGUUAAAGAGGACCAAGCUGCCUUUAUCAAAGGGCGUUCCAUCUUCGACAACAUUGUCACAACUAUUGAAACCCUGGAGAUCAUCCAGGACAACCAGUUGGACAUGGCCGUCCUGUUGAUAGAUCUGGAGAAAGCAUACGACCGGGUCAACUGGUCAUAUGUUCUCUCCACAUUAGACUGGAUGGGCUUUGAGAACCAAGGGGUGGGGCUAUGUAGCCCAGACGGCCAGGGCCGUCUGUUUCAAUGUAAUCUGGCAUGAAAGAAACGAAAAAACUUUCCAUGGCUCAGACUCCACUAAUCGGCAACUCAGAAGA
Chara braunii is the source of this 3355-nucleotide messenger RNA. The record is from the annotation of a GenBank genome assembly. NCBI's taxonomy places the organism in Eukaryota, Viridiplantae, Streptophyta, Charophyceae, Charales, Characeae.